Juglans regia (Persian walnut) is the source of this 6046-nucleotide messenger RNA. Its product is annotated as disease resistance protein RPV1-like. Bases 26 to 5959 code for a protein of 1977 amino acids. Gene Ontology annotation, biological process: defense response; signal transduction. Lineage: Eukaryota; Viridiplantae; Streptophyta; Magnoliopsida; Fagales; Juglandaceae. The record is from RefSeq and is a predicted model, not a curated record. The transcript has 8 exons. Gene Ontology annotation, molecular function: ADP binding; protein binding.
CAGGCUUUAGCUUCCAAUCGUUCUAAUGUCUUACACCAAAAAGCUUCGAACAUCCCAUUCAUAUAUUCCCUCUUCUAAUUCUGAAUCUGAACCCAAGGAGCACGAUGUAUUCCUCAGUUUUAGAGGUGAAGACACCCGCAAUACUUUUACCGACCAUCUAUAUCGGGCUUUGGUUGAUAAAGGGAUUAGCACCUUUAUGGAUGAUGACAAAAUUGGGAUUGGAAAACCCAUUUCCCCGGAACUCUUGCUUGCAAUUGAGAAAUCGAGCGUGGCAGUCAUCGUGUUGUCAAGAAAUUAUGCAUCUUCCACAUGGUGCUUACAAGAACUUGCAAAAAUUAUUGAAUGCAUGAAAGAGAAGGAGAUGAGAGUUUUGCCCAUUUUCUACCAAGUGGAUCCCAGUGAUGUGCGAAAUCAGACGGGCACUAUUGCAGAUGCCUUUGCCGAACAUGAGAUACGUUUUGGGAAGAACUUAGAGGUGCAAACAUGGAGAAAUGCAUUGAGAGAAGUGGCUAAUCUCUCCGGACGCCACUUACAGAAUGGGGAUGAGUCGAUGUUUAUCAAAAGCGUUGUCGAAGGGAUAUCUAGAGAAUUAAUCAACCUUGUUGGUGAUGAUGGGGACAAACUUUCCGAUAUGGCUUCCACCAUCAGUAUUGAAACAACCCCAUCAUCUCCUUCCUCUUCUUCCAAACACCGAUGGAAAUACGAAGUUUUCCUCAGUUUCAGUGGUGAAACCCGUGAUAUAUUUACCAGCCAUCUAUGCUAUGAGUUGUGUAAGAAAUUUAUAUCCACUUUUAAGGAUGAUGACAGACUGGAUAUUGGAAGACCCAUUAAGAAGGACCUCUUGCAUGCCAUUGAGAAGUCAAGAAUGGCGGUCAUCAUUAUUUCAAAAGAGUAUGCAUUGUCCACAUGGUGCUUGGAAGAACUUGCAAAAAUUGUUGAAUGCAUGGAAGAUACAGAAAUGAAAGUUUUGCCCAUUUUCUAUCAUGUAGAACCUAGAGAUGUGUGGCACCAGGGGGGCACCUUUAGAGAUGCCUUUGCUCUUCACGAGCAAAAUCUUGUGAACGAAGACAAGGUGCAAACUUGGAGAAAUGCUUUGAAAAAAGUGGCCAAUCUCUCUGGAUUCCAUUUAAAGAACGGCGAUGAGCUGACGUUUAUCAAAGAAAUUGUUAAAAUGAUAUCUAGAGAAUUGAUCAACCUUAUUGAUGAUCGUGAGGACAACCUUGUCGGGAUAGACUCUCGUGUGAAUGAAAUGCAUUUGCAUUUAGGUAUUGGAUUUUAUGAUGUUCGCAUUAUAGGGAUAUGCGGUAUGAGUGGAAUGGGCAAGACAACUCUUGCACGAGGUAUAUUUCAAAAGUUCAAUCAUCUAUUCCAAGCUAGAAGCUUUCUUGAAAAUGUUAGUUUGGUUUCUAAAAGAAAUGGCCUAGUUGCUUUACAAGAAAAGAUCCUUUCUGAUAUGAAGUUGAAGGUUGACCAAGAAAAAUGGGAUGUGCUUAAAGGAAUUGAUGUGAUAAGGAAUAGAUUACUUUACACAAAAGUUCUUAUUGUCCUUGAUGAUGUGGAUGAAAAAGAACAAUUAGAAACAUUAGCUGGGAACUGCAAUUGGUUUGGACCAGGGAGUAGAAUCAUUGUGACCACUAGAGACGAAUGUUUGUUAACAGCACAUGGAGUGCAAAUUAUACACUGGAUUAAAGGACUACAAGAAAAUGAGGCUUUACAGCUUUUUAGUCAAGAAGCCUUUCGUAACCCUGAUCAAUGUGAAGAUCAAGACUUUUUGGAUCUAUGCAAUGACUAUGUGAGUUGCGCCGGCGGUCAUCCUUUAGCUCUUAAAGUUUUGGGUUCCUCCCUAUUGGGAAAAGGAAGAGAGGAAUGGAAACGUUCUUUGAAAGAAGUACUUCCUAAUAGAGAUAUUCAACAGCAACUCCAAAUAGGUUUUGAUGCAUUGGGGUAUACAGAGAAAAAUAUUCAACAUAUACUCGAAAUAGGUUUUAAAGCAUUGGGGGAUACAGAGAAAAAAAUGUUCUUAGAUAUUGCCUGUUUCUUCAAUGGGGAAGAUAAAGAUCGAGUAGUAGAUUUAUUGGAAGAUUCUGAUUGCUUCCCAAACAUUGAUAUAGAAACUCUUAUGGACAAAUCUCUUAUCACUAUUUUGGGGAGAAAAUUGUACAUGCAUAGUGUACUACAAGAAAUGGGUCGGGAAAUUGUUCGCCGUGUUGAAAAUCUUGGACAACGCAGCAGAUUAUGGCAUCGCGAUGAUAUCUUUGAAGUUCUACGGGAAAAUUCUGGAACAUGUCAAGUCCAAGGCAUAAUGUUAAGUCCCUCGUCUCGACACGAAGAAGAAGACUUGAAACCUGAAGCCUUUUCCAAUAUGAAAAAACUUAGAUUAAUUAAAAUAUGUGAUGUGACUCUUCCACAAGGCCUCAAUUCUCUCUCUAAUUGGUUACGACUAAUGGAAUGGCACCAAUAUUCUUGGCAGAACAUACCAAAGAGUUUUCAACCAAGAAAUCUUGUUGAGCUCAUUAUGCAUCGCAGCAGCUUUCUGCAAUUACCAAUAGCUUUUCUUAAAUUAAAAAAGUUGAAAGUCAUGGACUUUAGUGGCUCUGAAAACUUGAGGAUGACUCCUGACUUCUCUGGAUGCCCAAGUCUUCAAAAGUUAAUUUUUGACGGUUGCACAAGAUUGUACGAAGUUCACCCAUCUAUUGGAGCUCUCAAUAAGCUUAUUUUAUUAAAUCUCAAAGAUUGUAAAUGUCUGCGUAGCCUUCCACAUGAGAUCAACUUGGAAUCUUUGAAUCUUUUGAUCUUAUCGGGUUGUUCAAGUUUCAAUAAGUUUCCAGAGAUUGGGCAGAAUAUGAAGCUUUUGUCAGAGCUUUAUUUGGAUGGGACUGCCAUUGAGGAACUCCCAUUAUCAAUUCAACAUCUAAUCGGCCUAACUUUACUAAAUCUUGGAGAGUGCAAAAAGCUUUCGAUUUUUCCAAGUGACAUUUGUUGUUUACCUGCUCUUAAAACUCUCAUUCUCUCUGGAUCAACCCCCACCUUGUCGUUGCUGAACAUUUUUUCAGGGUUGACCUCUUUAGUAACUCUAGAUCUAAGUGACUGCAAUCUAUUGGAUGGAGCACUCCCGGACAAUCUUAGUAGCUUAUCCUCCUUGGAGUCUCUGAAUUUGAGCAGAAACAACUUCACACGCUUGCCAGACAGCAUUUCUCAGCUUCCAAAGCUUAAAUUUCUUUGUUUGGAUAAUUGUAGCAGGCUUCAGUUAUUGCCAAAUCUUCCCUCAACUACACAAUUUGUAAUGGCUCGAGAAUGUACUGCACUCCAAAAUUAUUCCAAUCAAGUUGUUGGGUCGACUUCAGGUGGAGGAGAAUUCACUGUUAUUAACUGCCAUAGAUUGGCGGCCCGUGAAGAAGACAUUCUGAGUGAAGUUUCUUCGCUAUAUAAACACUUUCAGCCACUGUGGAUGGAGGAGCAAAUUCAUCAGAGUGACGAAUAUCAUGGCAUGCCUGAAGCUGCAAUUCCGUUACCAUACAAUCUCUCUAAAGACGAUAGCUGGAGAGGAAUUGUGUUGCUUUGGAAAACUUUAGUCAACACUACACUAGUGAAUUCUCCUCCGACACUAAAUCUUCGAGAGUGCAGAAAGCUUUUGGUUUUACCAAGUGUCAUUUGUUGUAUACCUGCUCUUAAAAUUAUGAUUCUCUCUAGAUGUAAAGGUCAACCUCCUUCCCCUGUUUUACUUUCAAUUGGUGCACCCCUCACCUUGUCGUUACCUAGCUUUUUUUCAGCGUUUACCUCGUUAGUAGCUCUAGAUCUAGGUGAAUCCAAUCUACUGGAUGGAGCACUACCCGAAGAUCUUAGUAGCUUAUCCUCCUUGGAGUCUCUGAAUUUGAGCAGAAACAAUUUCACACGCUUGCCAGACAGCAUUUCUCAGCUUCCAAUGCUUAAAUUUCUUUCUUUGGAUAAUUGCAGCAGGCUUCAGUUAUUGCCAAAUCUUCCCUCAACUACACAAUUUGUAAUGGCUCGAGAAUGUACUUCACUCCAAAAUUAUUCCAAUCAAGUUGUUGUGUCGCCUUCAGGUGGAGGAGAAUUCACUGUUAUUAACUGCCUUAGCUUGGCUGCCCGUGAAGAAGACAUUCUGAGCGAGGUUUCUUCACUAUAUACACACUUUCAGCCACUGUGGAUGGAGGAGCAAAUUCAUCAGAGUGACGAAUAUCAUGGCAUGCCUGAAGCUGCAAUUCCGUUACCAUACAAUCUCUCUAAAGACGAUAGCUGGAGAGGAAUUGUGUUGCUUUGGAAAACUUUAGUCAACACUACACUAGUGAAUUCUCCUGGGACACUAAAUCUUGGAGAGUGCAGAAAGCUUUUGGUUUUUCCCAGUGUCAUUUGUGGCUUACCUGCUCUUAAAACUCUCAUUCUCUCUGGAUGUAAAGGUCAACCUCCUUCCCCUGUUUUAGUUCCAAUUAGUGCACCCCACACCAUGUCGUUGCCUAGCUUGUUUUCAGGGAUGACCUUUUUAGUAAAUCUAAAUCUAAGUUUCUGCAAUCUAUUGGAUGGAGCACUCCCUAAUGAUCCUAGUGGCUUGUCCUCCUUGGAGAUUCUGGAUUUGAGUGGAAACAAUUUCACACGCUUGCCAGAGAGCAUUUCUCAGCUUCAAAAGCUUAAGUUUCUUUAUUUGGAUAAUUGUAGCAAGCUUCAGUUAUUGCCAAAUCUUCCCUCAACUACACUAAUGGAUCGAGAAUGUACUUCACUCCAAAAUUAUUCCAAUCAAGAUGUAGUGUCGACUUCAGCAGGGAUGUAUAAAAAAGAAGAAGACUUCAGCAGGGAUGUAUCAAAAAAAAUUAUUCCAAGCUUUUUUUCAGGGUUGAACUCUGUGGUACCUCCAGAUCCAAUGGAAUACCGAUAUUCUUUGGGGUCCAUCCUUGAACCAAGCGAUCUUGUUGUGGAGAGUUUUCAACCAAGCGAUCCUGUGCUUUGCAGCGACUUUCUGCAUUUACCAGAGAGUUUUCAACCAAGCGAUCUUGUGCUUCGCAGCAACUUUCUGCAAUCACCACUGGCUUUUCUUAAAUUAAAAAAGUUGAAAGUCAUGGACUUUAGUGGCUCUGAAAACUUGAGGAUGACUCCCGACUUCUCUGGAUGCCCAAGUCUUCAAAGGUUAAUUUUUGAAGGUUGCACAAGAUUGUACGAAGUUCAUCCAUCUAUUGGAGCUCUCAAGCAUCUUAUACUAUUAAAUCUCAAAGAUUGUAAAUGUCUGCGUAGCCUUCCACAUGAGAUCAACUUGGAAUCAUUGAAUCUUUUGAUCUUAUCGGGUUGUUCAAGUUUCAAUAAGUUUCCAGAGAUUGGGCAGAAUUUGUCAGAGCUUUAUUUGGAUGGGACUGCCAUUGAAGAACUCCCAUUAUCAAUUCAACCUGCACUAAAUCUUAGAGAGUGCAAAAAGGUUUCGGUUUUUCCGAGUGACAUUUGUUGUUUACCUGCUCUCAAAACUCCCAUUCUCUCUGGAUCAACCCCCACCUUGUCGUUGCUGAACUUGUUUUCAGGGUUGACCUCUUUAGUAACUCUAGAUCUAAGUGAUUGCAAUCUAUUUGAUGGAGCACUACCCGAAGAUCUUAGUAGCUUAUCCUCCUUGGAGUAUCUGGAUUUGAGCAGAAACAAUUUCACACGCUUGCCGGAGAGCAUUUCUCAGCUUCCAAAGCUUAAGGUUCUUUAUUUGGUUAAUUGUAGCAACCUUCAGUUAUUGCCAAAUCUUCCCUCUACUACACAAUUAGUAAUGGAUCGAGAAUGUACUUCACUCCAAAAUUAUUCCAAUCAAGUUGCAAUGUCGACUUCAGCAGGGGGGUCCAUUUCUGACGAUAUUAAGUUGAGGGAGGCGUCGGGGGUUGGGUCAGCGCGCAAGCGAAAAAUGGAAGAGGCGUUUGGGCAGAGGGAAAUGGCAAAGGUGGUAAGAUUUGGCAAGCACGGUCGACCCAACACGACUUGAUACGAGAUUUGUAGUUUUAGAUUUGAUAUAAAUUGGUUAUGUAAAACGGGUUGACUCUGAACUAGUAGUAGGAGAGAUUUCUUGCGU